This is a messenger RNA of Symbiodinium sp. CCMP2592, 3252 nucleotides long. The record is from the annotation of a GenBank genome assembly. Lineage: Eukaryota; Dinophyceae; Suessiales; Symbiodiniaceae.
AUGCCGGAGAUUUCCACCGAGGAAAGUCAGCGCCAGGCGAUCCAAGCCCUGGAUCCGGAGUUGGCUGGCUUGCUUCAAUGCAAGGACGUGUCUGUGCAAACACAGGCAAUGCUAGCUUCCAAGAAAGUGAAGUCCAUCGGACGGUUGGCUGCCGUGGCGGACGACCGCAGCGGCGUCCGCGAGUUCUGCAACACAGUUCUCGGGUUGAAAAGUGUGGCGGAUGGUGCAGUGGAAGUGGCCAGCGUGGUCGAUGCUUGGUCUUCUGCUCAAGUGCGCGUUGAAGCUCGUCACAAGGCGGAAGCGGAGGCGGUCGUCGGGGGCUUGCCGAAAGUCGUUGCACGUACAGAGUUGUCACAGCUGCGUGAUCGGUUUGAGCAGUCCUUCUUCAAGAUACCCGAUAAACUCAUGCCGGCCAAUGCGACCUUGGAGCAGCAUUUUGACAUGUUGGACAAUGGAGAGUUCACUGCCUUAUCGUUGAGGGAGUACGCUUCUAAAGACGAUGCGUCUCAAGAGCCAUUCGCCGCUACCAUCGAUCGCAGCACCGGAGCUAUCAAAGUGCGGAAAGGCCAUAUGCAGAUGCCGUUGCCGACGUCUGCAGAAGAAUUGCGUUUGCGUUUGCGUGUGGUGGCUCAUUGCUUUGUGAUGUGCUCCUUACGCUAUCCGCACAUGCCGGUGCUCCAGGGAAUCGCGCCCCACCACUUCAGCAAUUAUGCGGACUUCUUGCUGGGGGAGUUUGUGAUGAAUCUGCACGCGAAAGAUGCCUCGGGCAAAGUUGUGGCGUCGCCUGCCUUUGACCUUGUGUUGUCCUAUGACUUUCAGCUGCGCAAGAAUGUGAUGAAACUUAUGAAUGCUGGGCUGAAGCUAACGUCAGCGUUGGAGCAAGCUGUUGCAGACGUGGAGAUCAAGGAGAGGUUCUUCAUCACCCCAUGUGCGCUAAGAAGCCACUUUCCGGCGGACGUGCCUGUGCCGGCUCUGGGGCAAGGGCGCCAUCGCUCCCGCAGUCGCGAAGCUCGGCAUCGGUCCAAAGGCAACGGCAAAGGCAAAAGCGGCCGGUUUGCCGGGAAGUUGAAGACAGUCACUGAGGACGGUGUGCAAAUCUGCUUUCGCUUCAACAACUCGCACGAGCGAUGCAGAGGCAAAUGCGAGCGGGCUCACGUUUGCCAACUAUGCCUAGGGAAGCAUCCGUUGCAUGCCUGUCCUGAGGCAGCAGGCAAGAAAGAGGCUGCGGCGCAGUUCUCUGCUGGAUCGCAGGGCCCGGCACAAGCGUCCCUCUUCCAGCCACGUGGAGGGCCCAUGCGAACAUUCUACAAGGGCAGGUGGCGGUCCAUCCACGAUGGGGGUUUGCUCGCCCGGUCGCUGGCCGGUGGCAGGGCGGAGUUGGGAGCGCAGCGAGAAGUGGCUGCGCUUGCGAGAAAUCGUUCGCAAAGGUUUUCUGCGGUGGGUGCUGGAAACGAACCGUGCAGGAAGCAACAGCAAGGACGCAGUUGCCGAUGUCUUCUAACGGAUGGCAGGGGGCAAGCUGACCUCGUCCCCUUUGAGGGGGCGGCAGCAGACACUGCAGGGGAAGUGGACGCUUUCCUGAUGUCUUGUGGCAUGGGCGUGUUGAGCAGUGGAAGCGAUCAGCAUUCUGAAGUUCACUUUAGACGUUUGGCUGGCGCGUUGCAAUUGCUGCAGGAUCCCGAUUUCGCGUACCUCACUGCUAUGGCGGAGCAUGGCGUGUCGUUAGGUGUUGACAAGUCCAUGCCGCGGGUGCCUGAGGUCUUCGAGGAAAAGUGCAAAUGGAAUCGCGAGUUUACAGAAGAUGCCAUGGCCCCAGAGCAGAUUGCGGAGAAUUACGCGUCUUCAAAGGAGUGCAUGUCCACCAUCCGCGAGCAAGUUUACGAAGAUGUGGCCAAGGGUCUUGUGGAGAGGAUGUCGCUCAGCGAGGCGCGUGCUCGUUUUCCUGGUCGUCUUGCCAUUGCAGCCCUGGGUGCAGUGCCGAAAGGAGCGGGGUCCGACGAGGUGCGCGUAGUCUUCGAUGCGUCCUACUCCAUUGACAUCAAUCGGCGCAUUAAGGUUUUGGACCAACUACGGUCGCCGCUCAUAGACGACGUGUCUGCCGUCUUAAGACAGCUGCGUGAAGAGUUCGAGUCUGUCAAAGCCUCGCCCUCAUGGUUUAGUCUGGUCUAUGACAUAGCAAUGGCCCACAGACUCGUGCCAGUUCGUCCAGAGGAUUGGGGUUUGCAAGCGUUCUCACUGGACGAGCCUGAGGAGGUCUUUGUUCACAAACGAGGCACUUUCGGAGUCUGCUCGGCAGCGUACUGGUGGAGUAGAGUUGCUAGUGGUGCUGUACGUCUAUUGCAUGCCUUAGCGGAUCGCGAUCUCGCAGUGUACCAUAUGCUGUAUUCGGACGACGGCUGGCUCAAUGCGACGGGAGAGUACUUCUGGCGGAAGAUCUUGUUUUGGAUAUUCGCUCUUCAGGUUUUCGAGUUUCCCCUGAGUUGGAAGAAGGUUCGCGGUGGUCGUGAGGUGCAGUGGAUUGGGUACCAGCUCAAUGUCAAAGAUUUCAGCCGUGGAAUCAGCGACAAGAAAGUCCGAUGGUUCAGUGAGUGGCUGGGAAAGCACUCUAAUGCAGGAGGUGUUCUCGGUCAUGACCUCAAGGCAGCACUUGGACGUCUUACCUUUGUUGGUGGUGCCCUGCAGCAUGUUCGGCCUUUCCUGGGGCCGCUGUUUGCUUGGAGUGCUGUCUUGAGCCCAGGCCACUUUGUGCAGUUUCCUUCAGCAGUAUACUUGAUCCUGUGCUUCAUCCGAGAGGAAAUCUCCCGCGUCUCUAUGAAAGUGGUGGAGCGCAUUCCGCAAGAAGAAGGGGACUUCUUCAGAGUGGACGCCAGAGCCGACAAAGACUGUGUCGUCGUCGGCGGCUGGGAAUCGAUGGGGGGCUGCUGCACGCAUGAAGCGAGAUGGUUUUCGGUGCGCUUGAAUCGGCGCAAUGCACCUUGGGCCUUCGUCAAAGGGGAGCCGUUCCGGGUGAUUGCCUCUCGCGGGGUGGCCUGCCAGGGACAGGAAGUGGGAUCCGUGAGCGCUGUGCAUGUCUUGAGGUGUGCUUCGUUGCUUCAUGCUGUGUUGCAUGUCCGGUGCACUUGGAACUUGCUUGUUCGGGUAGUACUGUCUCAAGGUUGUGCUUGGGAUGUCAAUUGUUGGGGAGGUUGCCCCCCAGGUGCUCACAGCAGGCUUGCUGGAGUGUUCUUGUUUUCCCACCCGCCCGCCCUGUGA